Molecule: messenger RNA, 1161 nt
Organism: Dichotomopilus funicola
Lineage: Eukaryota; Fungi; Ascomycota; Sordariomycetes; Sordariales; Chaetomiaceae
Exons: 2
Coding region: 1-1161 (386 amino acids)
Source: RefSeq, a predicted model, not a curated record
AUGGAGGCGUCGCCUCGUGAUGAAGAGCGAGGUGUCAAUCGCCGGCAUCGUGAUGAUCAUCAUCGUCAUCAUCAUUCUCAUCGCCAUCGUGACGAACGACGGGAUGAUGGCCAUCGUCAUCGGGACAGGCACCAUACGACGGCACGCGAUGAAGCAGCGAGGGACUCAAAACAAGAGGAGACUCGGUCAUCCGCACGCAGCAACCAUACCAGCCUCCCAUUCGAAGCACGCCAGCUCUCGCGCAGUGAUCUCACCGCCUUUCGGCCGCUACUAGCGUACUACCUUGAUCUGCAGAAGCAGCUGGAUAUGGUUGAGCUGGAGGAGGCCGAGGUCCGUGGGCGGUGGAAGAGUUUUAUGGGGAAGUGGAAUCGGGGGGAGCUCGCGGAGGGAUGGUAUGAUCCGGAGAUUUUUCAGCGUGCGGCUGCUGAGUAUGAGGGGAUGCCUGCUCCGACGACGGCGACGACCACCACGACUACGACGAAAGCGAGGCCGACUGCGGGGCAACAAAAUGCACAGGGCGGGGGUACUGGUGAUGAGACGGGCGACAAUGACAACGACAACGACGACGACGAAGACGACGACUACGGCCCCUUACUCCCCGGCCAACAAGAACAUCUCCCCCGCGCAUCAUCAUCAACCGCCACAUCCACCCGAGCCCCAGGCCCCUCCAUCCCCACCCACGCCGACCUCGAGCUACACGACGAAGCCCUCGCAGCCGACCGCGCCGACGCCCUCACCACGCACCGUCUCGCCCGCCACGCCCACCGCCAGGAACAGAAAGCCCUCCUCGAGGAAUCCCUCCCACCGCGCGCCGACGCCGGCACGCGUGAGCGACGCCUGGAAAAACGCCGCGAACUCAACGAGAAACUACGCGGGUUCCGUGAUCGCUCGCCGGGGGGUGGUGCGGCGGAGGUGGGGGAUGCGGAGCUUAUGGGGGGUGGUGGUGGUGAAGGAGGUGGAGGAGGAGAAUCGCUGGCGGAUUAUAAGGCUAUGUUAAAGCAGCGGGAGGAGAAGAAGGCUGAGAGGGUGAGUCGACGGGAAGCGGAGGAACGGGCGAGGAGGGCGGAGAGGGAGGAGAGGGUGCGUGGGUAUCGGGAGAGGGAGGAGAAGGUGGUGGAGGCGUUGAGGGAGUUGGCGAGGGCCAGGUUUGGGGUGCCAUAG